AUGGAGCGGGGCGAGCGCCGGCCCCUGCUGCCGGCGGCGGCGGGGCGCAGCGCUGGGCUCUCCUCCGCCGGCGCCGUUUUCAUCAUGCUGAAAUCAGCGCUGGGCGCGGGGCUGCUGAGCUUCCCCUGGGCCUUCGGCAGGGCCGGCGGGGCCGUCCCCGCCCUCCUGGUGGAGCUGGGCUCGCUGGUCUUCCUGGUGAGCGGGCUGGCGGUGCUGGGCUACGCUGCGGCGCUCAGCACCCAGCCCACCUACCAGGGGGUCGUCCGGGCAGUGUGCGGGGCGGCGGUGGGGAAGCUCUGCGAGGUUUGCUUCCUCCUCAACCUCUUCAUGAUCUCCGUGGCCCUCCUGAGGGUGGUGGGUGACCAGCUGGAGAAGUUGUGUGACUCCCUGUACCCCAACGGGACGCUGAGUGAGACUCCCUCGGCUCCCCCCUGGUACGUGGACCAGCGCUUCACCCUCUCGGCUCUCUGCGUCCUUGUCAUCUUCCCGCUCUCUGUCCCCAGGGAGAUUGGCUUCCAGAAGUACUCCAGCAUCCUGGGCACGCUGGCCGCCUGCUACCUCACAGUGGUUAUCAUCCUGAAGUACUACCUGCAGGACAAGACCUUGGGCUCCUCUGAGCCUUCCCAGACCUCCAGCGUCUCCUCCUGGGCCUCCAUCUUCAGUGUCAUCCCCACCAUCUGCUUUGGCUUCCAGUGCCACGAGGCCUGUGUGGCCAUCUACAGCAGCAUGCACAACCAGAGCUUCUCCCACUGGGUCGCCGUCUCGGUGCUCUCCAUGCUCAUCUGCCUGCUCAUCUACUCCCUCACCGGGCUCUACGGCUACCUGACCUUCGGCAAGGCCGUGGCCUCUGACGUGCUGAUGUCCUACCCGGGGAACGACCCGGCUGUCAUCGUCGCCCGCCUGCUCUUUGGCGUCUCCGUUGUCACCAUCUACCCCAUCGUGGUGCUGCUGGGCAGGUCGGUGGUGCGGGACGCCUGGGCACCCCCCAAGCGCAGAGCCAGGACGGCGCCCGCGGCGGGGGAGCGGUGGAGCAGGGUGGCCCUGACGGUGGCCUGGAUGGGCACCACCCUCAUCAUCGCCCUCUUCGUCCCGGACAUCGGCAAGGUCAUCGAGCUCAUCGGGGGCAUCAGCGCCGCCUUCAUCUUCAUCUUCCCGGCAGGGCUGUGCCUGGUGUGCAUGACCGGGACCUGCACCCUGGGGCCACGCAAAAGGGCUGCUCUCGUCGCCUGGGGAGUGCUCUCGGUGCUCGUCGGUGCCUUCGUCUGCGGGCAGAGUGCUGCCCUGGCCGUGCUGGGGCUGCUGCGCUGA
Messenger RNA from Dryobates pubescens (Downy woodpecker), 1308 nucleotides. RefSeq names its product solute carrier family 38 member 8 (gene SLC38A8). NCBI's taxonomy places the organism in Eukaryota, Metazoa, Chordata, Aves, Piciformes, Picidae. The coding region runs from base 1 to 1308 and encodes 435 amino acids. Gene Ontology annotation, biological process: amino acid transmembrane transport. The transcript is spliced from 10 exons. Gene Ontology annotation, molecular function: amino acid transmembrane transporter activity. The record is from RefSeq and is a predicted model, not a curated record.